Molecule: messenger RNA, 1467 nt
Organism: Bacidia gigantensis
Lineage: Eukaryota; Fungi; Ascomycota; Lecanoromycetes; Lecanorales; Ramalinaceae
Exons: 3
Coding region: 1-1467 (488 amino acids)
Source: RefSeq, a predicted model, not a curated record
AUGUUUGCAGCGCAUGAUCAAGAGAAUCUCGUUCAUGGCCAUCAGGCCGCUGCGGCGUCCAAGCCCCUGAACCAAGGGACCAGACAGCUUGCACCCAAGACUCCGAGCAAAAAAGUCCCAAAGACUCCCUUCAAGCUUCCUUUGAACGAUGAAAAUGGUGGAGCAGGCGGCAAGACUGGACUGAAGACUAAAGGAGGAGAGAGUAAGAAUGCAUUCGCUACACCAGGCCCAAUCAAUCGCGCACCGCUAGGUGCAAAGACUACGAAUGCGAAGGCAAAGGCAUUCCAGACGCCGGUGCCUACGAUCAAAGGAGACUUAGGCAAGACCAAGAAAGCGAGCGUCUCAGCGAAGAAGGCCAAGCCUAAGCCUGUACCUGCCGAAACAACAAAGGUAGAGAAAGUGGACAUUUUGGGAGACAAUGAAGAGGACGAAGUGCCGGAGAUCGAGUACAUGCCACCGCGGGUGAAAGACCUCCCAGACCUCCCAGAUGACCACUUUGAGCGAGACCUUUCCAUGUUCAAGAAAGGCAAUCUUCUCGAAGGGGCUCUGAGCUACUUCGCUACUCGCAAAGGUCCCGAUGGCCUCAGCCACCUCGAUCGUAUCGAAAAGCGUGAGAAGGAGAAAUGGGAAAUCGACGAGCGCAGGAUGCUAGCACGCGAGCAGCGCAACAUGGACAUGCUUACGCUUCCAUGUAUGCACUCUCCUGAGUGCCCUACCGAGCUCUGCAAGGAUACCAUUGCAAUCCACAAAGAGGCGCAAGAAGAAUAUGAGAAGACGAUGGCCAUAAUUGACGCAGAAGCUGCGCCAAAGAAGCCCGCACAAGUGCAACGACCACUUAAACCCUCAUCACCAAGCACACUGAAAUCAAAAGCUGCAGCUCCCGCCCUGUCCCAACCCAAGAUAUCAGCCAAGCCGGUCAGAGACCCGAUCAAGAAAUCUAUUGCGGCACCAAAGCCCCGAUUUGGCCUCUCAGUCAACGCAAAGAAACCUCCACCAAGUCUCAACCCACCUGCAAUCAACACCACCCGCCACGCCGCCGCAGUCAUGAACUCAAAAUCCACAAUCGGCCACACCAAAGGCCGUGUCGUCUCCUCCUCCCUCCCUCACGCCGCCCGUCCGACAUCCGCCUCCGCCCCAACGCCAACUCUCCGGCCCACUCAAAAUAAACAAAAUGGUCUUCCCAAGACUCAAGACCAAAAAUCUUCAGGCUUCGUGCCCUUUGAAGAACGCGAUACAGCGCUUUCAGCAUCGCAAUACUGGAAUCGGUACGGCGAGCCGCCGCAGGGGAGCCAGAUGUGGAUGGAAUGUUUCAAGGAAAAACUGUUCCCGGAGCAGGCAGAGGAGAAGAGAGUGGAGAUGGAGGAGGAGGAGAGAAGGAGGGAGAGUGUGGAGGAAGUGGUGGAACGAGGGAUUAGGGAGGAUGCGCUGGAGGAUUUUGAAUUGUGUUUGGAUUUGGGUGGGGAUUGA